AUGGACGCCGAUUGGGAUGAGGUCACUCGGAUACCCUUCCCGCCUCCGGGUGUGCGCGCGAUGCAAACGCCUGUGACUACCAUGAUCUUUGACAAUGUUCAGGAACUCCUUUGGACAGGAAACGAUUAUGGCCGAGUUACAUCCUUCUAUGGCGCCGAACUUCAGCGAUACACAUCAUUCAAAGCGCAUACCUCCGCUGAAGGUCCGGUCCGCCAGAUACUCCUCAAUGAAAAAGGUGUCAUAACCUUGGGAGCUCGGGAUCUUCACAUGGCCAUACGAAGGGGACUGCAUGAGGAGAUGAAAGAUUUGCGCUGUAUGAGUUUUACAUCCAAGGGAACAACAGAAAUCAUUGCCGCUGGCUGGCAAGACACGAUGCUUGUAAUUGACCUCAUUAAGGGUAAUGUAGUCAAACAAGUACCUACCGAACACCAGUACAACAUGAUGAAGCGUGGGCGUUACAUAUGCGCAGCUACGAGAGGUGGCGCUGUCAAUCUUUUGGACCCGGUCACCUUUGCGGUCGUCAAGACAUGGAAUGCGCAUUCCGCCUUGAUCAACGACAUGGACGCACAGCAUGAUUUCAUUGUCACCUGCGGGGCCUCCCUCAGGCCGGGCCAGGGUUACAUGCUGGAUCCAUUCUUGAAUGUGUUUGACCUCAAGAAUAUGUUAUCUAUGCCCCCUAUUCCCUUCCCAGCCGGUGCUGCCUUUGUGCGAAUGCACCCAAAGAUGCUUACCACUAGUAUUGUGAUAUCUCAGAGCGGCCAGAUCCAUAUUGUGGAUCUUAUGAAUGUCAACACUAGUAACGUCCGACAAGCUAACACCCUUGCCUUGAUUGGCAUGUUCGAGAUUGCACCUUCUGGCGAAGCGAUGGCUUUGACGGAUUCUGACAACAACAUUCACCUGUGGGGAUCGCCAUCGAAGCUUCGUUUCGUGGAAUAUCCACAACCUGUCGAGUUCGCAACCCCACAAGAGCCUUUGCCCAACAUUGAAUGGACGGACGAGACUCCUUUAAACACAAUUGGCAUGCCCCAUUAUCGAGAGGUUCUGUUAUCUGCUUGGCCAGAUAUACCUUGCGAUGUCGGGGCACCCCCUGUCAAGUUUGAUGCGCAGUUCCUAUCAGGACUCAAAGCAACUGAGUUUGGGCUCUAUGGUCGCAAUACCCGAGGAUUGCGAAGGAACCAGGCCGAGAACACCCGCAACGUUCAUAAAUCGGGCAGCUCUGGUUUGAAGGCCCCCAAGUUCCUUAGCGAAAAGGCUCGUGAGCUUGCCUCUAGUAGCGCUGCAGACUCCGAUGACAAGAUCGAUGAGCUGCUUGGUACUAUGGCCGAGAUGGGGAUUGAAAGCAAAAAGUCCGAAGUGCCAGUUAUGUACCGCAAUGUCGAGAUCAAGUACAGUAAAUUUGGAGUGGACGAUUUCGACUUUGGAUUCUACAACAAAACCCGUUACUCUGGACUCGAGACACACAUUUCUAAUUCGUACGCCAACUCCCUCUUGCAGAUCAUGCACUUCACUCCCGUCAUCCGAAAUCUCGCCCUUCAGCACGCUGCUACCUCUUGCAUAAACGAAAUUUGUCUGCUUUGCGAGCUUGGAUUUCUGUUUGAUAUGCUUCAAAAGGCCGAUGGCUCGAUUUGUCAAGCAACAAACCUGCUGAAGACUCUUAGUAGUCAUCCUCAAGCGGGUCCGCUUGGCCUCCUCGAAGAAGACCCCCAUGGGUCAUCUCUUAACGUGAUGCUUCAGGGGCUUACUCGUUUUCUUUUGGACAAAAUUGUGCACGACGCCAAGGCAAUUAAACCGGUAUCGUCUGAGAUGGAUCAGUCGGAUAUGGACCAGGUGCUGGCUACCUCCGCGACGACUUCGAUUAAGUGCAUGAAUUGCAGAAGCGAGUAUACUCGCCCCGGUUCGACUUAUGUCAACGACUUACUUUACCCCUCUGCUGUUGGGGGCCGAAAUGCCAAGUUACCACGCAUCACAUUCUCUCAAAUUCUUAAAAACAGUAUUGAAAGGGAAACAACUUCUAAAGGAUGGUGUGGUCGGUGCCAACGCUACCAGACUAUCGCCACCAAGAAGGGUAUCCAUAGCAUACCUGAAGUGCUCAUGCUAAACACAGCCAUCACUAACCAAGAACAAAGGGUACUUUGGUCAACACCGGGGUGGCUCCCUGAGGAAGUUGGAAUCAUCGUGGAUAGAGAACAAUUCUUCUGCUAUGAGGGUGAAGAUUUGAAACUCCAUCUCCAGCGAGGCAUGCAUAAGAUCAAAGUGUAUUCAUUGACUGGCAUGGCCAUCAAUAUCGAGAGUGGGCAGACGCAGAAAUCGCAUCUUGUGUCAAUGGUCAAUGUGGCGCACGCAGAGCCAGAAGCACCGGAAGAAAGCCGAUGGCACUUGUUCAACGACUUUUUGGUGAGAUCAGUUAGCACAGAAGAGGCACUCACUUUCAACACAUCUUGGAAGGUUCCUUCGGUUGUCGCAUACCAGUUGAAGGACAAGAACAACAAAAUCGACACAGAAUGGAAGAAAAACAUUGACACUUCCAUCCUUUACCAGGACUUCAAUCCAAAUGCGGAUCCUACGACAAAGACAUAUCGGGUGCUCGACCCUGACGAUGAAGUUCCUGGCCCAAAUACAAUCAUCGCGCUCGAUACCGAGUUCGUUGCAGUGCGACAACCCGAGAUCGAGAUGAACUCGGAUGGUGAAAGGGAGACCAUCCGUCCUAUAGUAUACGCACUUGCUCGAGCAUCGGUCGUCCGUGGUACAGGUGAAGAUGAAGGCAUGCCAUUUAUCGACGACUACAUCAGCAUCAGAGAACCGAUUGUGGAUUACUUGACAUCCUACUCGGGAAUCACUGAGCAAGAUCUAGACCCUAGAGUUUCGAAGCACAGCCUCCUGCCAUUGAAGAUGGUAUACAAGAAGAUGUGGAUUCUUCUCAACCUCGGAUGCAAAUUCCUGGGUCAUGGACUUAAACAAGAUUUCCGAGUCAUCAACAUACACAUCCCCAAGUCACAAGUUAUUGACACAAUCGACUUGUUCUUCCUCAAGAAUCGACUGCGAAAGCUAUCAUUGGCCUUUUUGGCAUGGCACCUUCUCAAAGAAGAUAUCCAAAUGGAGACGCACGACUCCAUCGAAGAUUCCCGGACAGCUCUCAAGUUGUAUAAGAAGUAUCUCGAGUACCAAGAUGCCGGAAUUCUGGAAUUGAUGUUGCAGGAUAUCUACCGUGUGGGCAGAGAAGUUGCUUUCAAGCCGCCUCGGAAAGAUGAUCAGCAGUUGCCAAGGUCGGAUACGCCACCUCCAUUGCCUGCCGACAACUCAACCGGGCCGGUCACGCCGGUUAGAAACACCAACUAUUUGGCACAGACGCCUGGAUCUGCAUUUGGAGGCGCUUCAGGCUGGACACCAGGAAAGGGAUCCCCAUUGCCCCAAAGAUGCGAAGCACCAGAAGAGCAUGAGUCCACUGAUGACGAAUACCAAACCGCGGACGAGUACGAUACUUCAGACGAAGACUACAAAAGUACAAGCGAGUACCAAUCUUCAGAUGAAGGAGAGAGCGAAGCCUCACAGGAUGAUGAGACCUCAGAUGAAGAAGAGAGUGACAGGCGGGUUGCUAAAAAAUAG
Molecule: messenger RNA, 3603 nt
Organism: Fusarium graminearum PH-1
Lineage: Eukaryota; Fungi; Ascomycota; Sordariomycetes; Hypocreales; Nectriaceae
Exons: 12
Coding region: 1-3603 (1200 amino acids)
Biological process (GO): mRNA processing; nuclear-transcribed mRNA poly(A) tail shortening
Cellular component (GO): PAN complex; P-body
Molecular function (GO): poly(A)-specific ribonuclease activity; nucleic acid binding; protein binding
Source: RefSeq, a predicted model, not a curated record